This is a messenger RNA of Phragmites australis (common reed), 1543 nucleotides long. RefSeq names its product polyadenylate-binding protein-interacting protein 8-like. NCBI's taxonomy places the organism in Eukaryota, Viridiplantae, Streptophyta, Magnoliopsida, Poales, Poaceae. Gene Ontology annotation, molecular function: RNA binding. The transcript has 10 exons. The record is from RefSeq and is a predicted model, not a curated record. Bases 217 to 1239 code for a protein of 340 amino acids.
AGCGAUGCCUGCUUCAGUGCUUCUAUUUGGACCUCCUCCUUCCUCCUCUUCUUCUUCACUGCUACUCCAUUCUCCUGCAUCAUCAACAACGACGCUAACACACACCAAACACCAACCCGGAAAGGAGAAAAAAAGGAACUUUGAUUGCAGUGAGUUGGGUAGAAUACUACUCGUAGUUUGAUCUCUCCUUGUUUGAGGUCAGUGCUCGAGGCAAUAAUGGUGGCCGUGGAGGCGGCGGCGGAGGGCCCGAUCCGGGCGGAGCCCAAGGUGGCGGCGGCGCCGGAGGCGGAGGCCAAGGUGGAGGUGAAGGGUGAUGCCCCCGCGGCGGGGGAGGUGGUGGAGGAGGAGAGGGAGUACAAGAGCGACAUGAGGAAGCUGGAGGAGCUCAUGUCCAAGCUCAACCCCGGCGCGCAGGAGUUCGUGCCGUCGUCGCGCCGCGCGGCCACGGUGGCACAGGCGGCGAAGACGGGGGGAGGGGUGCUCUCCGCCGACGCGCCGGUGUUCGUGUCCGCCGCCGAGUGCUUCGGCGUCGGCGGCGGGAGCAGGGACUCCAGCAGCGACGGAUCCAGCAACGGCGGCGGCCACCCGCUGAAUCGCCGGCGAAGGAAUAGCUUCAACCUGGGGAGGCGAAGGAUGGGGGGCCGGCCCGGACGGGCUGAUAGGGAGGAUAGUGUGCGGCGGACCGUCUAUGUCUCUGACAUUGAUCAGCAUGUGACCGAACAGAAGCUCGCUGAAGUGUUUUUGACCUGCGGACAAGUGGUAGAUUGUCGUAUCUGUGGUGACCCACAUUCAAUCCUGCGCUUUGCCUUCAUCGAGUUUGCUGAUGAUGCUGGUGCAAGAGCAGCAUUAACACUUGGGGGAACCAUGCUUGGUUAUUAUCCUGUUAGAGUUUUACCUUCUAAAACAGCAAUUCUACCUGUGAACCCUAAAUUUCUUCCUCGAACUGAAGAUGAGAAAGAAAUGGUCUCUAGGACUGUAUAUUGUACUAACAUAGAUAAGAAGGUUACGGAGGAUGAUGUGAAAAUUUUCUUUCAGCGUGUGUGUGGAAAGGUUUCUCGACUGAGGCUCCUUGGUGACUAUGUACACUCCACAUGCAUUGCUUUUGUUGAGUUUGCUCAAGCAGAAAGUGCAAUUCUAGCCCUGAACUUCAGUGGCAUGGUCCUUGGUUCGCUUCCUAUCAGGGUGAGCCCUUCCAAGACACCAGUCCGUCCGCGGUCCCCUCGCGUGAUGUCUAACUGAACCCCUCCCGUUGCAAGCAGUCGCCAUGGAGGGUGCCAUCAAUGGCAGAUCACCACAGGCGGGGCUGCUUCUAGUCGUCAUGAUCGCCUUAGAGCCGUCGCUUCGCGGAGUAACCGUUGUUCCGAGAGUGUCCCAGCACCUAGUCGUCGUAGGAAAGCCAACUUGCUGCAAAUGUUCUUCUGUCGGAGACCCAUGCAUCUCUGUUUCUUUUGCUCGGUAUCCUUGUGUUAGUUACGGAUGGAUUCUUCUAUAACAGCCUUUUCUGGCAUUGGAAGAAUAAUGUCUAUUGCAUUUCUUCUUUCUA